AACUGCACAUUAAGUUUGAUGCUGUCACAUACAAUUAUUCCUUUGUUAGAAUGUGUACUUCACUUUCUGUUACAUGUUAGUUCAUUUCUGUGGUUCUUGCAACGACUGCUCUUACUAUAACAAAUUAGACUUACAGUUCUGAAAUAUGUGUGUGUGUUGUGUGUAUAUAUAUAUAUAUAUAUACAAGGUGUAUCAAUAAGAAUAAUCCGAUUGGCACGUCUAUAUUUCUGAAACUAAUAAACAUAUACAAUUAAUUUUUUUUUUUGCUGAAAGAGACACUCAAAAAGUUUUUUUUCAAAGGUGUUCCAUAUGCCCCCCUUUAGAUGCACUGCAUAUGUCAAGGCGGUAUUCAAAUUGGUCCCACACUGCAGCGAGCAUGUCUUGCGUUACUGCUUCCACGGCUGCUGUUAUGCGAUGUCUCAGUUCAUUCAUUGUAGUUGGUAACGGAGGCACAUAACCAGAGUCUUUUAUAAAUCCUCACAAGAAAAAAUCACAUACAGUGGUGACCUUGGAGGCCAGUAAUGUAAGGCUGCAUCAUUUGGUCCAGUGCGACCCAUCCAUCUUCCAGAAAUCCUUUAAUUUAAAAAUUCCCGCACUUCCAGAUGCCAGUGUGGCGGUGCCCCUUCCUGUUGGCAAAUGAAGUCAUUCGAACCAGUCUCCAACUGUGGGAAAAGAUAGUUCUCAAGCAUAUCGAGAUAUGUUAUUCCUGUGACAGUGUUCUCAGAAAAAAAAUGGACAGUACCCUUUUUCCGUGAAACCGCAAAAAACACAUUAAAUUUUAGAGAGUCCCUCUCAUGAUGUACAAUUUCAUGUGGUUGUUCUGUACCCCAUAUUCUCACGUUAUGGCGGUUCACCUUUUCAUUUAAAUGGAAUGUUGCCUCGUCACUGAACACUAAGUGUGGAACAAAACUGUCAUAAUCCUCCAUCUUGUCAAGAACGAACUUACAUAACUCCACACGUUGUUCUUUGUCACCUCCACAAAGAGUUUGCAGUAGCUGAAUUUUGUAAGGUUUCAUGUGUAAACGUCGACUCAACACACGCCACACAGACAUCGAGGGCAUGUUGAGUUGUCGAGCUGCACUGCGAUCAGAUUUCUUCGGACUGCGUGUGAAACAAUGGCGGAUGCGCUCCAUGUCUGCGUCGGGCACUCGGGGACGGCCCAGCGAUUUGCCUUUACACAAACAACCUGUUUCUCGGAAUUGCUCAUGCCAUCGUCUAAUGCUCUGUGCUGUAGGAGGAUCAGCACCAUACCUAGUACAAAAGUCACGUUGAACUGUUAUUACUGACUUGCAAUGCGCAAAACGUAGAACACAAAACGCUUUCUGUUGUCCAGACGCCAUGUUUACUAGAACUGAAGUGAGCGCUGCUACCUAGCGGGAACCAUGUAAAACUCGAAAGUUUUCUCUUUCCAACAGAACGUGGUUCACGCACACCUAUAAAAAAACUUUUUGAGUUUCUCUUUCAGCAAAAAAAAAAUUAAUUGUAUAUGUUUAUUAGUUUCAGAAAUAUAGACGUGCCAAAUCGGAUGAUUCUUAUUGAUACAUCCUGUAUAUUUAAUUAUUGACAUUGUCAACACAAUAGAGGGAUAUCACGUAUUGGCAAAGGAAUUGAAUUGGCAUGGCCCGGAAAAUAAUAGACAUACAACUAUUUUUUAUGUGUUUUUGGGCUGUACCAGUAUUUUAACUAGUAUCCUCCCAAAUGUGUCAAAGGUCAUACUAUUAUGUGAUCUCAGUGGGUCUUAUAUCUUAAUUGAUAAAAUGGCUUGGGUCUAAAGGUGCAAGUACAUCAGUACUUGUACAAGUACAUAAUGGGAAUUCAGUGACAAGAUAAUUCAUCUGCGACCAGGUCCGUAACCAAGACUUACGACUCAGUUUCAACUGCCACAUUGAAUUUUCGGUCUUUCGCUAAUUUCAGAUUUAAAUGAAAAUUAAAUUAUACAAGCAAAUUGGUAUGUGUUACCCUGCUGUGUAAACACACAAAAACUAACUUCUAGCAAGUGACAAUGGCACUUUAUCAAGAAAAAAAUGUUAUUAAUGAAUAAUUAUUCAUUAUCCUGACUUUUAAAAACAGCACAUAUCAAGUAGCUUAUACCUAGCAUCAAAAUUUGCUAAAGAGCACCAAAAUUCACUGUUUGUUUGCUUGCCAAGUGAAACAUUCAAAGGUAUUGUCCUAAAUAUCUUGAAAAUGCAAUUAUCCAACAUAACCAGGUGAAGCCUUAAGGCUUGGUGUUACCUGGAAAGUUGAUGAUUUAAUUUUUGUGGCAUUCAUUUUCUCUGAAAGUUAUUUCUAUAAAUUUUAAUACAAUACUUCUCUUGCAUUUGUUAUUUUGUUACAUAGAUGUUCAACAGAUAUUCACCAAGUUAAACAUAAAGGGUGUAAAAUGUUGAACAAUUGUUUGUAAUUGUUAUCACUUGCCUGACUUUUUACAUCCUUUAUAUUGCACUUAGUAAACAUGUGGUGAAAAUAGUUGUGAUAAAAAAAAUUCUUAGUAAUAGUAAUGAUGAGGAAAUUGAAAAUAAUCAUAAUUACACAAGAGACAGACCCUUAAGGCAUGUGUAGAGUUCAGAGAUGAUAUAAAUAUUUAAAAUUGUGUUAAGGUUUAUUGAAAAAGUUUCUGAACCGGCUAGGGUAGUGCAUAAUGUUGGCAGCAUAGGCACUGUGAUUGUAACAUGUGUGAGGGCUGCACAAUAAUUCUUCUUUAAUUGUACAGCAUUCAGAACAAGCUGAAGUAGUGCUGUGCUUUUGACAGCAUCUGAAAUGUAAUUUCAAACAUAAUGUGUCAGUGAUGCACAACAACUCCUUGAACGAAUUUUGGGUUGAGCUUGGUUGUACUGUGCUGUUGACAGUGUCGGAAAUGUGGUUUUACAACGUUUGAAAGAUGCACAAUUCUUCUUCUUAACUGUACUAGUUUCAGGAUGAGUGUGGGUAGUGCCGUGCAGUUGGCAGCAUUGGCAAUGUUUUUUUAAACAUGUAAUAGCAAGAGUUCCUGACAAUCGUAAUAUUUAUGUCAUACUAAAUAUGAAAGGGGUACAUCAUCUUCUUUUGCAUGUAUGUUUUGACACUUUCUGCAAUAAAUUUUAACAGGAACCUUUUCUUUAGCGUCUUUUUUAUUUUACUGAGUCUUUUCUUCAACUUCACUUUUAGUGAGGGUAGGAGAAAUGUUUUCACCAAACAGAAAGUAAUCAGCUUGAAUAUCCUUUCAUUAACCACAUCACAACCUAACUUUUCUUAUAAUACCUCUUAUUGCAAGCUCUUUCGCAUAUCCAGACACAAUAAAAUUCUGUCUAAGAUGGUCAUCAGUUAUUUGUACAUACUUACGAGUUACAAUGUUAGCUAACUGCUUUUUGGAGAUGAAGUUUUAGAAUCUUGCAUGAAGAAGGUUUAAUAACAUUUCAGUCAUGCACAAUAAUUCCUGCUUGACAAUUUUAGUUUCUGGACCUAUUGGGGUAGAGCCUUAUGUUGGUAGUCAUCACAAUGUGAUUUUAAGCAUGUGUGAAGGAUGCACAAUGAUUCUCCCUUGACUGUACUAGUUUCUGGUCCUGCCUGGUUGGGUGGGGGGGGGGGGGGGGGGGGGGAGAUAAAUUAAAAUAGAACUUCACUGCCAAAUUAGCAGUCCGUGAUUGGGCUCAUGCAGUCAGAAGUUUUCUCCCCUCUCCGGUCGACAUACAAGUUUCUACAUAAAAUGAUUUCUUCUGGACUUUAAUCUACCGAAACCUCCGGUGCCAGGACCGCCAUUUUUCAGGACACAGGAUUUAGUUCAGGGUUCCCACGCUCCUUGAAAGUCCUUGAAAAGUGCUUGAAAUAUUUUGAAGUAAUUAAGGGCCCUUAGAAGUGCUUGAAAAAACUUUUAGGUGCUUGAAAGUGCUUGAUAAAGUUUACACUGUAAGUUAUAAUUACGUUGUACAUAUUUAUUUAGGACAAGUUUUUAGUGUGGCACCGUAAUUUAAUUCUACGAUAACUUAUUUAUGGUAUGUUCAAAUAGUUGUCAUUUUUACAUUGAAUAAUGCCUCGUUUUUCGACGGCAUACGAUAAGAUAUCUUCUAUGCACUAUUUUUAUCGGCAGUUAUGGUGUCAUCAGUGUUUUUGUUCUGACAAAUGACGAUCACUUUCAUUUGCUUUGUGUCCAGAUUGUAGAGCAUUACUCUAUGAUUGUCCGUUGCUGCAGCCAUGUUGGAAUUUGCAGUUUGUUGACUUCGUUCUCGUAAAAAUGCCGGGAGGGAAGUGUGUUUUUAGUGAUGCGUGGCUCGCAAACGAUAUUUAUUCAUUAUGGUUAGUGAAAGUGCCUGAAAAAAAUAAAGCAAGAUGUUCGUUUUGUUCAAAAAUUUUUGACAUAAGUAGCAUGGGUGAAGCUGCUUUGAAAUGUCAUAUUAAAGGUAAAAAACAUGCUGCUUUCACUGAUGCUGCAACAAAAUCACUUGGAUUGACACAGUUCUUUGGUGUUGAAAACUCCAGCACAGUAAAUGUCAAAGCUGAAGAGAAUAAAAUUAGGCCAGCUUCUGCUUCAGUUGUAGACAGCUGUCAUGUUACAAGUGUUAGUAGUUGUAGUAGCAGUUCCAGUCCUUCAGUAUCUUCACAUUUCAGUGGAACAGAUGUUAUGAAUGCUGAAAUAAGAUGGGCUUUGAAAUGUGCAACCAGUCAUUACUCACUUAAUUCGUGCGAAGGACUUCCAGAACUAUUCAAGAAUAUGUUUCCUGAUAGCAGUAUUGCGAAACAGUUUUCAUGUAGUGCCACAAAAUGUGCAUAUAUGAUAUGCUUUGGACUUGCACCACACUUCAAGGCUGCUAUCUUCAAGACUGCCAAUGAAGUGGAACACUAUUGCCUGUUGUUUGAUGAGAGCUUAAAUCUUUCUAAUCAAAAGAAGCAAAUGGACAUACACAUCAGAUUGUGGGACCCAAACAGCGAUGAGGUAGUUACAAGGUUUUUCACAUCUGUAUUUAUGGGACAUUCCAGCGCAGAAGUAACCCUAUCAGCUUUGCAAGAAGCAACAGAAAAGUUGAAUCACUCAAAACUGCUUAACUUGUCAAUGGAUGGUCCAGCUGUGAACUGGAAGCUAUUUAAUAUUCUGCAAGCUGAAUUAAAAAAGGAUUUUGGUUGCACCUUAAUAGAUGUAGGCAGUUGCACUCUUCACACUUUGAAUAAUUGCUUCAAACAUGGCAGUAGAUCUACAUAUUGGGAUAUUGACAGUUUUUUGGUGAGCAUAUACUGGCUUUUUAAAGAUUCUCCAGCUCGCAGGGAAGAUUAUUUGAAUCUUUCUGUAAACAAAAAACUCCCCUCUAAGUUUUGCAAACAUCGUUGGUUGGAAAAUGUUCCAGCAGCCGAAAGAGCACUCGAAAUUUGGGACGACUUGAAGAAAUAUGUCGGAGAAGUUGACAAGGGACAUCUUACAAAAAUUAAAUGUAAGUCUUACCUUAUUGUUAAGGAGGCAUGUCAGGAUGUUUUGAUGCCAGCAAAGUUGAACAUUUUCCUUUCGGUCGUCAAACUGUUACAACCUUUUCUUACGAAGUAUCAAAGUGACAAACCACUCUUGCCUUUCUUAGCUGAAGAUCUAAGAAAUAUGAUUGUUAGUUGCUUGCAGAGUUUCAAUAUUAUGAGGAAUGAGUACAUUUCGAAAUUAUCUUCACCAUACCAGGUUUCACUCUUUGACUUUAAAGACAGAAAGUGUCUUUUAAGUUCAUGCAAAGUUAACUUGGGGUUCAUUGCUGAUAGACUAGUCAAAGAACUUGUUCACAAAAGGGAAGUUUCAGAAAAAGAGGUACUAGAACUCAGACAUGAAACACAGAAUUUCAUUUUCUUGAUGCUUGAAAACCUAGUGGUAAAAUCCCCAAUCAAGUAUGCCUUCGUUCGAAGCCUUUCGUGUCUUGAUCCAAGAUUUAUGCUAACCGAUAGCCACAGCUGCUACAAGAAGAUGAAGCAGAUUUUGUCAAUUAUUGUAAAGGCUAAACAACUUCAGGAAAAGAUGUGUGAUGAAAUCCUGUUGGAGUAUCAAGAAUUGCUCCGAUAUGCUCAUGAAAACAAAACAGCAUUUAGUGACUUUUCCCCUGAUGUGUCUCGAAUUGAUGUUUUCUUUCGCAAUUACCUUGGUGGUGAGAAAAAGUUUGUGUAACUGUGGCCAGUUAUAAAAAUGCUUUUAAUUUUUUCACAUGGCCAAGCAGCUGUAGAGCGAGGGUUUUCUGUUAAUCGCCAUAUAGAAGUGGAAAAUCUAAAGGAAGAUUCGUAUGCAGCAAAGAGAUUAACCAUUGAAGAGGUCAGAAAAUGUGGCGGUGUUACAAAUGUUCCUCUAACAAGAGAGUUGCGGGCUUCUGUUGCAGCAGCUCGUCAGAAGUACAUGUCAUACUUGGAAGAGGAACGCAAGAAAAAAUCUAAUGCGCUGGAAAAGAAACGUAGUCUUCAGUUAAGUGAGGAGUUAGAAGUUCAUAAAACAAAGAAGAUUCGACUACAACAAACAAUAGACAGUCUCCAAAAAUCUGCCGAUGAACUUGCUGAGCAGGCAGAAAAAACUGAAAAUGUGAAUUUGAUUAUCCAGUCAAACAGUUUUAGAAAGACAGCUAAAGAAAAGUUACUUGAAAUUAAAAAGAUAGAAAAGAAAA
Messenger RNA from Bacillus rossius redtenbacheri, 6587 nucleotides. RefSeq lists its product as uncharacterized. Lineage: Eukaryota; Metazoa; Arthropoda; Insecta; Phasmatodea; Bacillidae. Bases 4208 to 6103 code for a protein of 631 amino acids. The transcript is spliced from 2 exons. The record is from RefSeq and is a predicted model, not a curated record.